AAAGACCCAACACAUCCACUGUUAGGAAACCUCACUUCUGACCUUACUGUAGUUGUUAGCAAUAAUACUAUUGAGAAAUAUGUGAACUGCAACAAUGGCCUAAAAAGCCAAGGUAUUCUCAUCAAGAAGGAAUCUGUACCAUCACCCAUUAUAAUCAAGGAUAACAUCACAGGUGGUAUUGGUGAGUACUCAUUCAGACUACAGUUACAGGCUCAAAAGAGAUUGUACUCGUUACGCCUCUACAACAAUGACACUCUUGUCAUGAACUUUACAGCAGAAGGUUUGGUGGAUAUUUCCAUACCAAGCUUGAAAUAUAAUACCAGAUACAGCCUUGCUAUCACCAAUGUCAACUGCUUUAAUGAAGAAAACACCACACUGCUGGAGUUUUUACAAGCUGGCUGCAGAGCUCCACCAUCUCCAGUCAAUGGUAGUAUUGAGGAGUACAGGAGUACAGAGGAGGGAGCAGAGAUCCAGUUCCACUGUCAUGAUGGAUACACUCCUAAUGAGUGGAUGUCAUCUCAAUGUCUCAACUCAUCGUGGUCCCCUCAGCCAACAGACCUAGUCUGUGUCUUACCAGACCCUGACACUCAUGUGUUACCAGACCCUGAUAAUGUCACACCAGACCCUGAUAAUGUCACACCAGAUCCUAACAUUACAUGUGAAGCACCAAUAAACACAUCAACAACAUUUUUCAAGUCGGAAGGAUCUUCGGUAAUGAUCUUCUGCGAGGAUGGGUACUUCAUAGAUGGAAGUGUGACAAGUACAUGUGUCAGUAACGGUUCAUGGGUACCUGACCUUCUCAGAAUCCAAUGUGAACCAGGUAAUCAUGGAUCCACAAGUGCCAAAAAAGGAAGAGAGCUGGUUAUAGUUGGUGCUUCUUCGGCAGUUUCACUACUAUUUUUGUUCAUUGUUGGAGUGGCUGUUGUGUUUUGCUGUUGCAGAAGAAAGAUUGGAUCCAGAGUAAAGAGAAAGAAGCGUACAGUUGCCAAUGAAUAUACCGAGAUGCUAGCUACAUCUCCUCCACCAAGUGGCACAGCAGGUGGUAGGACGACAACGCCAUUCACUUACCAUGAACAAAUUCAAGACCCUGCCACAAAUGAUUGUCCUCCAGCCCCAGGACUACAAGCCUCUCCCCUCUCAGUCCACACAUCUGAACGAGGAACCCGUCUCUCCCUCCAGACCAGAGUCUCCCGAGGGAACCCCUCCACCAGUACCUCCAUACAGAGGAUCAUCUCCCGAACUUCACUCCUCUCUUUCUACACUCCCUCUCGUGAAAGUCAACUCCCCAGAGUCUAUUGCCUGCGGUCCUACCGGUGGUGGGUCGAGUCUCUACUAAGGACUGCCUCUCUUAGUCUGGCUCCAUAUAAAGGCCUUUUGCCCAUAUACCCCUGAUUGUUUUAAAAUUGGCCUCGUAUCUAUAGUUUCACCAUUAUCUGCCUUAUGGUUUAAGAGGUCUUGGUAUUUUCUUGCAGACUGAAUACAGGUUUUAUUUUUGAGUGGGAGCGAGCUAACCUAGUGGUCAAAACAGCGUUCAAAAUACGCUGUACACUGUGUAUGUAUGCAUUUUGAGAAUGUUAUUGGUCCUGUGGUGUGAACACUAAUUUAGGUGGUGUCAGUAAACAUGGUUAGUGGGCUCGUUCAACAAAAAUGCCCUACAGUAGCUAUAUACACUCCCCUCACCACCUGCAGCUUCCUACUAUGGUUCCCAACCUGUCCCUCCAGAAGAUCCUGCUCCCCCUAACCUACCCCCCAGACCUCCUGCCAAACCUCCUGCCAAGAAACCUUCACAGAGACUGGAGUAUGCUGAUGUAGUCCCCCAGCAGAGCAGCAGAGGGAAUCCCGUACUCCCACCCCCUCCCAGUGGCAGAGAUAACACUGUGUACAGUGAAGUAAGGACCGACUUGAAAGUCGAUGUUGCCACUACUGUCAACAAAUAUGACCGUUGUGUAACACUGGAUAACAUCAUGCGUCAGAUAAGACCUUUGGCACAUAAGUGGUCCGAUUUUGCCAACUUCCUAGAAUUGCAGGAUCCCGGCAUGCCAGACGUUCACAACCACUCUGAUGAGGAAGCGCUGAAGGUCGUUGUCACCAGGUGGAUGAUUAGGACUGGGAAUACCCCAACAUGGGGGAAGGUGUCUGGGUUGGUGAGGCACAGUGGGUUCCCGGAACUGGCAGAUGCUAUCAACAGGGUCUAUGUCACAGGU
Geodia barretti is the source of this 2204-nucleotide messenger RNA. NCBI's taxonomy places the organism in Eukaryota, Metazoa, Porifera, Demospongiae, Tetractinellida, Geodiidae. The record is from the annotation of a GenBank genome assembly.